AUGGCUAAUAGCUGCCCCUACUCCUUGCAAUUGCAGGUCUACCCCUACAAAGAUGUGCUUUCAAAUCUCAAGCUCGACAUUAGCUCACCAGAUCAAAUUAUCUUACUUUUGAUUUUUGCGGUCCGGCUUAUUCUCCGACUCUUCUUUUCGCUAGGCCGAUCUCUUUCCUACGCGUACAAACUCUGUCCGACACAUUUAUGUCAUAAACACAUUUAUCCAAGCUUUACACGCGGUCUUCUAUCCUUCCAUACUUGUCCUGGUCAUGAGCGAAUUCGAAGUAUUACUACGCAUGAAGCUGGAUCAAUUCCGGCAGAUGUGCCAACAGGCCAUCAAAUACCCGUACCCCCAACACAAUAUUAUAUUGAUGCCGCUUCGACCGGGUGUGGGGCCGAUCAGGGUCUGACCAGGUUCAAGGAAGAUCAUCAAGGUUCUGCAGCUGCGCCUGAAACCAACAGCACGAACAGAAUAUCCAGUAAUGACGAGCGUUGGAACUACAUGUUGGUUACUAAAUUACCUGAAGCCGAUUACGAGGUACAGGAGGUCGACAUCGAUGAAGAGAACAACUCCGAAGAUAACUUCUAUUCCUACCAAAUGUGGGAAGGGUAUAGGGUGAAGCACGAACCUCGGUCGCAUUUUAUCUGGCAACAUAGUACGGACACACUAUUCGCACUUGCAGUUGACGGGUCGGUUUAUGGCUUUUCCAUAGAUUUCGAGUGUGGUUAUCUUAUUUCGGAUACGAUUGAGGGUGCAAUGUCGUAUAUCACGAAUCCUGGUACAAGAGCGAAGGGGCCAGCAAGGCCGCCUUGGGGCCCAUAUGAUAUCAAUGCCGAAGAUAUGUUUGGGGAAAAGUUCGGCGAUGAAGACUACGAUUCUGGAAUAGAUGAUUGCGAUUCUGAAUCCGAAUGCGACUAG
Messenger RNA from Morchella importuna, 912 nucleotides. RefSeq lists its product as uncharacterized. The record is from RefSeq and is a predicted model, not a curated record. The coding region runs from base 1 to 912 and encodes 303 amino acids. Lineage: Eukaryota; Fungi; Ascomycota; Pezizomycetes; Pezizales; Morchellaceae. The transcript has a single exon.